Artibeus jamaicensis (Jamaican fruit-eating bat) is the source of this 1807-nucleotide messenger RNA. RefSeq names its product coiled-coil domain containing 181 (gene CCDC181). The record is from RefSeq and is a predicted model, not a curated record. The transcript is spliced from 6 exons. Gene Ontology annotation, molecular function: microtubule binding. The coding region runs from base 201 to 1721 and encodes 506 amino acids. Lineage: Eukaryota; Metazoa; Chordata; Mammalia; Chiroptera; Phyllostomidae.
GUGAGAGACGCCCAGGUGGAGGACGCUGAGUCGCGCCGUUGCCAUAGCAGCCAGGCCCCGGCAGCCUUGGUAGUAGGUGCUGGGUUCGCUCUCACUUCCCCGUAAGAGCUUAGAAAGAGGAGGAGAGGAUUGCUCCCCCGGCCAUCUCUGUGACCUCAACCACUGCAGCUCACACAGCGUUAUUCUUUAACACAUGGACGAUGGAGGAAGGCAGAGGUGCUGAUUCCAAAGAGACUGAAGAAUAUGAAGAUGACUUUGAAAAGGAUCUGGAGUGGUUAAUGAACGAGAAAGAAAGAAGUGACGUCAGCAUAACAGAGAUGGCUUGCGGGAGCGAAGAGAAUACGAGCCCAGAGCUGAAAGAGAAUGAAACAGGAGCGGAGCGCACCAAAUGGCAAACUGAUCCCGGCAGCGCUCUGAGGGAUGAGGUUGUGCCCAGGAGCGACUUCAUCUCUGUACCGAGCAGUCAGCCUGUGGAUCUGGCGUCAGACUCAGACAGUGAAAGCUCUUCCCAGGAAUCCAAACUGGACAGCCAGAAAGACCUGGAGGAGGACGAGGAUGAGGAAGUUAAGAGAUACAUCAUGGAGAAAAUCGUACAAGCCAACAAGCUUCUACAGAACCAAGAACCCGUGAAUGAUAAAAGGGAGCGCAAACUUAAGUUCAAGGACAAAUUAGUGGAUCUAGAAGUUCCUCCGCUGGAAGACACUGACAACUACAAAUAUUGUUUUGAGAGUGAAAGCCACAUGUCUGGAAAACUGUCCCAGUUACGUAUUUCCAGUGAAUCUGGACAAGACGGUAUGCUCCUGUCGGUCACGGGUGGGAGUUUCGAAGAAAGCAAGGACAGGAAGAUACUCGUGGAAAGAGAUGGAAAGUUUGAACUUCUGAACUUACAAGACAUCGAGAGUCAGGGGAGUCUAUCCCCCAUUCAUAAGGUCAGUAGUCCAGAAAAUGGACCCCAGCAGUCGUCACCCAGAUCUUCCAACUCACCUGUCAAUGGUGUGAAGAAAGAAGAGCCCGCAGCAAAGAUCCACGGCUCAUCAGCAGAGGAACCAUGGGCGUCUGUCCCGCAGCCCCCGCCCAACCCCAGGACUGGUCCCAGCCCCACUGCCCACUCAGACUCAACUCAGGGCAGUGGGAAGCCUAAUCGCAGGACACAGUCUGCGAACGCAUCGCCAGUGACCUCAACGUAUUGUCUUUCCCCUCGACAGAAGGAACUGCAGAAACGGCUGGAACAAAAGAGAGAGAAGCUGAAGAGAGAGGAGGAGCAACGGAAGAUGGAGGAAGAGAAAGAAAAGAGAAAGGAGAACGACACAGUGUUCAAAGCGUGGUUGCAGAAGAAAAGAGAGCAGGUCAUCGAGACGAGGAGGGUUCAGCGAGCAAAGCAGCUUGAAGCCAUGAGCAGCAGACAGGAAAACAGAGACCCACAACAAGCUUUCCAGCUGUGGCUGAAGAAGAAGCACGAAGAGCAGCUGAGAGAAAGGAAGACCGAAGAGCUGCGGAAGCAGGAGGAGUUCUUGUUCUUCCUCAAGGGCGCCGCGGGCCGUGACAGGGCCUUCAAGCAGUGGCUGAGAAGGAAGCGGGCGGAGAAGCUCGUGGAGCAGCAGGCUGCCCAGGAGCGGGCCCGGCAGCUCCGACUGGAAGCCCGGCGCUCCAGGCAGCUGCAGAGCCGGCUGCACAGCACACCCGAGGCCCAGGCUUUCCGUUUCACCGACUAUUACAGCUGAAGGUAGCUAUUAAAUGCUUCGCCCGGAAGCCACUAGCCUCAGCAUUUCGGAUAUCACUCUUUUAUGGCCCGCGUGCUUUGGUUGUA